Messenger RNA from Ictalurus furcatus (blue catfish), 2955 nucleotides. It is a transcript of the gene arl8, whose product is annotated as ADP-ribosylation factor-like 8. Lineage: Eukaryota; Metazoa; Chordata; Actinopteri; Siluriformes; Ictaluridae. The transcript is spliced from 6 exons. Gene Ontology annotation, biological process: protein localization to Golgi membrane; intracellular protein transport; vesicle-mediated transport. Gene Ontology annotation, cellular component: cytoplasm; trans-Golgi network. Gene Ontology annotation, molecular function: GTP binding; GTPase activity. Bases 676 to 1215 code for a protein of 179 amino acids. The record is from RefSeq and is a predicted model, not a curated record.
GAGCAUUCACUAUUCGCCAAUCACAGCGCAGGAGGCGGGCUAUGUGGACUGUAUUGGUGUGGGGAAAAUAAGGCGUUGGGGCACGGUGGUGUGUUAGUGUACAGCUGGCCGCUCGUCAUAUGUUUAAACAGUACUGCUGCUUACUAUCCUCUUAAUCACUCCAGAAUAGUUUUGUAUGCAAACUUUUCUCUCUUAGCAGAGGAGUGAAAGUUCUUCAUUCUUGGCUAGUCAUAAUUUCUCUUCCAGAGGCGCCUCGUGUUCCACGCUGGAGUCUGGGAUGUGACUAGCGGAUUACAGGGCAGCUAGGUCAACAUUAGUGUGUGUGUGUGUGUGUGUGAGAGUGAGAGAGAGAGAGAGAGAGUGUGAGUAAGUGAGUGAGUAAGUGAGUGAGUGAGUGAGUGUGUGUGUGAGAGAGAGAGAGAGAGAGAGAGAGAGAGGGGGAGAUGUGGCGGAAGCGUCGGAUUUUAUCACCCAGAGGAGAGGGACUGAAGUGAUUUACCUGGCCGGGGUUUAAAUCAUUUCCGCAGCACAGAGAGUCAGUCGGCUCGUUGCUCCCGGACCGUUGAUGGGUUUUAUGGAGCUAGCGUAGCCGCGUUAGCAAGAAAGCGCUGCACAGGCCGCUAGUUCACUUCAGAGCGCUCAUCAGCAUAUUAAAUAAUAAUCAUCAUCAUCAUCAUGGGCCUGAUUGUGGCCAAACUGUGGAGCUUUUUCUGUAAUCAAGAACACAAGGUGAUCAUCGUGGGGCUUGACAACGCUGGAAAGACCACCAUCCUUUACCAGUUCCUGAUGAAAGAGGUCGUCCACACGUCUCCAACGAUCGGGAGUAACGUCGAAGAGAUCGUUGUGAAGAAUACGCACUUCCUGAUGUGGGACAUUGGAGGCCAGGAGAGUCUUCGGCACUCUUGGAACACCUACUACUCCAACACCGAGUUCAUCAUCCUGGUAGUGGACAGUACGGACAGAGAAAGGCUUGCUAUCUCUAAAGAGGAGCUGUACAGAAUGCUGGCGCAUGAGGAUUUGCGUAAAGCCGCAGUGUUGAUUUUUGCCAAUAAGCAGGAUAUGAAGGGCUGUAUGUCUGCAGCUGAGAUCUCAAAAUACCUGACCCUCAGCUCCAUCAAAGACCAUCCAUGGCACAUUCAAUCAUGCUGUGCUCUUACAGGAGAAGGGCUGUGCCAAGGCCUGGAGUGGAUGACCUCAAGGGCGGGACUCAGAUAACCUCCAACACCCUUACAGGAUUGGCUUCAGUUACAGCCUUCAUCACAAACAUCUGGCAGCAACUCAGCCUCAUCCUACUGGCUGCUUAUUAUUAUUAUUAUUGUUAUUAUUAUUAUUAGAUUUUAAACUUUUAAACUAUAAUGUUCAACCUCUCUGGACACCUACCUCACUUCAGAAGGACUGGAUGCUGGCUGAUUGAUUGGACAGACGUUUUCAGUUUUUCAGGACAAGUUGAAUAAUGCAAGUGAAAGAAGGGGAACGCACAGUGUCUGAAAUGUUACCGCUUCCAGAGAGGCAUGAGACUGUGUGCUUUGAACACUCAUUCUUGGAAAAGUUCUCUGUUGUGGUUUAGGAAAGUUGGGGACUGGUGUAUUUUAUUGGACAACAUAUUUUAGUGGUAUUUUUCUUUCUUUCUCGAGGUCAGGGAAGUCUGUUGCUUGUAUGUGUUUUUGGGGGGGGGGGACUUGUAUGGGUGUUUGUAACAAACUCAAAAACCACUACAUAUCAUGAAACGCGCAUUACAUAUCAUUACAUGUCUCAUUACCUCAAUUGACCGCCCAGUAGAUACUCGAGCAGCGGUCUUGUACCCAGCCUGUUGCGAAUAUUGCUUGACCACUGAAACGUGGGAACAGCUUGGAUCAAUAAUAGAGUCCUUUUCAUUUAUUUGUCAGUUAUUUAAGGUCCGCAAACACCUUUUUUUUUUUAAAUUUACGAACCAAGUUUGUGCUGUAACGUAAAACGGGCUGCUUUCCCACAAAUCACUUGUAAUUGCAUUGAGGACUGGUUACUAAUAUGUAUUCUUUAGCUUAUGUGAGGAUGAAACCUGGAUUAUGGAUAAACUUGAAAAUCCUGAUUUAGUGCUUGUUGUAUUUAGUUUUAAUAUUUCGGGUACCAGUUUGUAUUAUUUUUAUACUGGUGAGUCAUAUGCUGCAUCGAAACACUUACUCAGACGUGUUUGUGUGUCUCAGGCUAGUGAGCGUUUUCUCGGUCUAUUUUAAAGAAUGGGUGCAAACUGAGAAGCAGCUUCAAAAUCUAGUUGGAGAUCUGUUCAGUAUGAAAGUGUUCUUGAGCAGAUUCCUGUGUGAUUUUGAAAGAGUGGCUGUACAGCAUGGAAUCGUGCAUAUUUGAUUUUUUUUAUUUUUUUUUCUUUUCACCUGUUGUGUGGGAUUAUUCAUGAAAAGUUUGUUUUCCAUUUUUCAAAUGGAUUUGGACCAGAAGAGGCAUGAUGAUAAUGUCUAGAUAUGAAAACAUGUUUUGAGCUGAAAAUUAAAAUAGGCCAUUGAGUGAGUUGAUCCCACACAGGAACCAGAUGUUUUAUGCUUUGGAAAACUCAGCCUCAGCCUUUCAUAAGUGUGUACAGGUAUAACGAUGGGAUUAUUAGCAUAAUUGAGGCAUUGAGCUGUGCAUUCCUCUGCUUUUAUUUCUUUAACACUUCAAACUGUGCUGCCUGCUUGAACACCAAACCGUACAGAACUGGAAAUCAGUGAAGUUUUUUGCUUCACUAUCAGUAUCCAUGGUUUUUAUUAUAUGGUUCCAGCAUGCAAGGGUCAGGGUUCACAAAGUACGGUGUUGAUUUAGAGGCACAGAAUCAUUAAUCUGCAAUUCCACUGAUUCCUCAUUUCAUCAGCCAUUGAAUUCCCAUUUGGUGAAACUUCAGACGUGCCAUUUCAGCAUAAGCAGGAGAAAUACGUAUCAAUUUUUAUAUUUCUGUAAUUUUAUAAUAAAUGCUUUUAUUUUGAA